Brassica rapa (field mustard) is the source of this 7191-nucleotide messenger RNA. RefSeq lists its product as uncharacterized. Lineage: Eukaryota; Viridiplantae; Streptophyta; Magnoliopsida; Brassicales; Brassicaceae. The record is from RefSeq and is a predicted model, not a curated record.
UUUAAUCGGUUAUAUACCAAACCAUAUCCAAAUCCUACGGUUUUUAUAAAAUUAUAUCCAUUCGGUUUAUAUGGUAUAUACCAAAACCAAACCAUAUUGUCUAUUUCGGUUCGGUUCGGUUCGGUACGGUUCGGUUUUACCAUAUUGAACAGCCCUAGGCGUAGGUGUAGCUAACCGUAAACAAGAAACUGCAUGCAAUAGAAAAAGAAUUGGUUAUUGUUUUAACUAGUACUAGGUUUGAAUAUAUAGAAAGCCAAUCCUAAAAUUUUGGAGACUAUAGUCGAUCGAUUUAGUAAAAGCAUAUGUAUUUUUUUUACAAAAUUUAGAAUCCUAUGUGUAAUUUUUUCUACAAUUUUGAAAGUUAUAAGCAAUACUUCGUUUUUUUUAUAUAUCAUGACUGGUCUUGGGUUUGAGUUAAACCAUAAAUCAUUGUGUUCGAGGAGAAAAAUAGUUUAUGUUAUGUAAACAUUUUAGUAAAGUUUGACGUUGAUUUUCGAGGAUAUUAUGUUUUAUAAUAUACGAAGGAAACCCUAACUACACAAAAAUGUAACUAUUACACCCGUAAAAAUUACAAACGAUACAUACAAAAAUAUGUCGGUCCGCACGGUAAAUUUUAAACAGAGCCAAAUUCGAACCAAACCGGAAACAGAAACUCCCACAAAAAAAAGUCUGUUUUGCUCAGCCACCCUAUAAAUACAUCCUCAAACCCCAUCUCUCCACAUAAACAAAAACACAAUAAACUAAAACAAACUUAAACCAGUUCCUUUGUCUUGCAUCUUGGUGUGUUCUUGUUCUGUCUAAUGGGAGGCAACAGCAGUAAGCAAUUAUCUCUCUUCAGCUUCUAUAAAUCACGAAGGUCGUCUCAUAGAGUUCAAGCAGACGCCUGGGACGACGGCGUAUACACAAGGAAGGCAUGGGCCAGCGACGAGGACAAGCGAUAUUGGGUGGCUGAGCCAGGUAUUGACCGUAAAGCUUCUGCCUUCAUCGCCAGGUUCCAUGCCUCUCGUGUCUCUGAGUCCGAGCGCCAAACUCUCCCUCCUUGUCAGUCUCAUCCUAACUAGCCAUCAUCAUAAUCAUAACGAUUAUGAUGAAUUAAUUAUAAAAGAAGAAGCUAAUAGCUUGUUUAGUUUGGCUCUAUAUGUAUUUUAUCUUUUCUUUGAUGUUCAUGAUGAUGUCCUUACGAUUAUUUGUUUAUAAGAUGUCUUAUAUACAGCUUAAAGUCAUUAUCUACAAUUAAUAUUACAAAUGAACUUGUCAAAUUUAUAAUAACAUACGAAGUUUCAUAGAUACGUUUUAAGUGUUCAUGAAGACUGCCACAUAAAUAUUUCAACUAUACUUGUUAAUGAAAGAAGUUUGGAGAACUAAUAAACUAAAAUAUUAAGAGUUUUGGUCAAUCAACUUAUCACUAAUUGAUUUUAAAUUGUAAACCUAUGAUAACUUUAAAUUUAGUACGGAAAGUCAUCCGAUAUUGGGUCAUUUUGUGGAUGUUGUUUCCUCGAAAGUCCACACUUGAGUGUGAGGGAGGAUGUUAAUAAAUGAAUAAAGUUCUACAUAUCGGUAAUUAGAGAAUUAAUGAACUAAUAUAUAAAAAAUUAUGAUCAAUCUAAUUAUUACCAAUUGAUUUUAAGUUAAAUACGUACAUAGUACUUAGAUAUUGAUAUUAUUCGGGUCUAGGUAUUAAAAAUUGAGAUCCUACACUAUUGUUUCAUGUAUAUCGAUCUAUAGGAAGUACCUUUCUUUUUAGAACUGGCAUAAUCUAUAGGAAGUACUUGCACUUGGUAUUUAUUGCGAUUAAUUAAAUAAGAAGAAUUAGAUUUGGAGCUAGCUGUAGAAUCUAGAACAAUAUAUGCAGAUGAUUCUAUUUUCCCACUUGUAGUUUGUACAUAAAGGUACAUUUGUUCCUUGAUUUGCCCUCUUCCUCCCGCUCGCCAUCUUUUGCUUAUUUGUAUUUGUACAUUUGUUUUCCAGCUUUCUUAUUUAUUUUGAUAACAAUCACUUUUUGUUGUCUAUUAUAAUAUCUUGAUAUCCUUUUACUUUUUUUUUUCUUUUUCCUAAAAUUUGAUACACCAUAUUUUAGUGAUAAAAUCAUAUUUAUUAACAUAAAUGUUAUUUUAUAUAUAUAUAUAUAUAUAUAUAUAUAUAUAUAUAUAUAUAUAUAUAUAUAUAUUUGAAACAAAUGUAUGAGAAGAGAACAGAAAACAUUAAUUAUGAAAUUUAGCCAUGGUUCAGAUGGAAAUUAGUCGGGUAUUUCUACUGUGGAUUUGUUAACUACGCGGUCAGAACUUUCUACGGAUUUUAGCCGUAAUACACACAACGAUUUAAGGAGCAGAAACAACAAAAUAGAUGUUAUAAUCAUAAAGAGAUGAUGCAUUGUUCUCCUUAUGCAAAUAAGUAAAGUUAGGUUUUACUUGAUCUGUUGGUUAUAUUCCAUGUUCAAAAACGCCAAUACUCAGAUGAUCGAAAGAAUGACUGGAUGUCACAAAUAGUGUUAAUAAAUUACCUGUAAGUCUAUUACUAUAGGUUCAGCUGAUGAGGUUAUUAGCAAGUGAAAAUCUAACUUUAUUCUCUUACUAUGUUUACUACAUGUGAGAGAAAAAUAUUUUAUUUUUUCUUCAUAGUUUUUGAAGAGAAACCAGUUACGCAAAUUUCUAUUUUCAUUUUUCAUUUAUUUUGUUGUUUUGUCUUCUAAUUACUCCAUUUUAUUUUGUUUUCACUUACUUUAGUGUUUGCCAUUCAUACUCAUAACUGACAAAAAUAUUUUUUACAUUCUCUCUCUCUCUUUCUUAAAAAGUGUUAUUCUAAUUUUUUUUUUGUUUCAAAAAAGUGUCAUUCUAUCUUUCAAAUGCAAUUUUCAUAGAUAAUCUAUUUCUUACAUUUUCAAACAGCAAAUACACUUUUAUUUUAAUCAUUUUAUUUAAAUAAUUAUUCUUAAAUGAGAGUACAUUAAUAUAUUUUAUCAUUUUUUAUUCCGCAUGAAAUGUGUUAAAGUGAUAAUUUUUACGAAACGGAAGGAUUUAGUACUUAAGAGUUAAAUCUAUAGAUUAUUAACUUUUUAUGGGAUGGAUUCUUAUUUGUUUGAAAGUCUCAACAAACGAGAGAGAGAUUUGGUUAAAUCAGGAAAUUUAAUUGACAAGUCAUUGAGAGUGAUAAUAUCAAAACAUUUUAAAUUUAUCUAGGAAAUAUGUUAAACUAUGUCGACCAAAAAUAGAAAAUUUAAUUUAUAUAUAAUUGGAGCACACUUUCAACAAAAGUUUUGUAUUUGAAAAAAUAACAUGAUAUGUUUUGGGAAUCAUUCAAAUCUAUCAAAUUAAUUAGAUCCUGUAUCCAAAUUAAUAUGUCGGGAAUACCUAAAAGUUAAUGGCUAUAAGUUUUCUAUUUUCAUCUUUUUUUUGUUAGGGCUUAAAUAAAUGAAAAAAAAGUCAAGAUCAUGUAGUUUUUGCUUACUUUCCUAAUUAUAACCCAUCAAAAGUAAACCGAAAGUUAGGUUGUUCAUGGAAAGUGGAAACCAAAUAAAAUGCUAAUAACUCAUUGUAGCUGGGUAUUAUGGGUUUGUCCUAACUUGAAGAGCAAAUGAUCAAGUAGACAAUAUGAAGAUUCAUGUUUUUCAAUGAACGGUUUUGAGUUGUUUUAGAUUCGAACGAUAAUCUACAUUCACUUUUAAAUAGUAACAUUCGCAAUGCCUACAUUUUUAUGUUUGAUGCACUGGCAAGGUGUCCAUAUCUACAGACUCUACUGCAAUAUAUUUAGAAUAUGGGGCUUAGCUUUUUUUAGAUAUGUACUUUUUGACCCAAAACAAGUAUUUUUGAGCUGGAUCUAAUUCAAAAUGUCAAAUUGCUAAUAAUGUGGACAUCAAUGGAACUAACCUUUAACGCUGCCCAACAUUUCGUGAAGACGAGGGAUCAAUCGUUCUUUCUAUAGCGAAGAUCAUGUAAUAUUUUAUCAUACUCCUUAGUCAAUCCACUGAGAGUUGAUUUUAGGGAUGCAUUACUUGGUAAUAUUAAAAUUUUUUACCAAAAAAAAAAAAAACUUUUUUUUAAACAAGUAUACAAAAUUAAAUUUAAAGUGAACAAAUUUAACUGAAAGAGUAAAAAAGAUAACGAUUAACAAUUUUUCAAAAGACAUAAUUUUAUAGGUAUUUUGUAUGUCUGUCUCAUAAAUUAUUGUACAGGUAUAAAUAUUCGUUUAUUAGUUUUGACGUGUCCAAAUCAAUAACAAACCCUAAUUGUAAUGUAAUUUCUCGAUCAAUUACUACUGACCAUCCGUUUAAAACACAACACAUUUUUGAAAAACCAAGAAACAUAAUCAUCCAAGAAUGGUGCUAUCUCCUAUUUCAAGAUUCUAUCUAUAUAUUCUUCGAUGGUUUAUUUAUGCUUAGACCUACACGAAACAAAAGACAAAACCUAGAGUACAAGUAGGCUGUAUAAUUGUUCUGUAUUAACAGAUUCAUGAUUUGAAGAUCAAGUCACGCCCAUCAAUUUGGCUUUGAAACACUUUCUGUCAAAAUGGACAAGACAUGACUUCGUGUCUCUCGUACUAGAACCAACCAUCUAAAAUCUCUUUUCCUUUUCCUACUAUAAUUUUAUUUCAUUUUUAACUUUCUAUAAGCUAUUUGAUUUCUUUUAUUGGGUAUCUAUUUACAUACCGAAUCAUAUGAAUUUAAUAAUUAGAUGAAUAAAGGAUCGGAAUAAAAAGUUCUACCGCAGAGUGUAAAAGCAGAAAAGGACUGAAAACAUGCUAGAAGUUACAGUUCAAAAAAAAAAACAUGCUAGAAGUUAACCAUGGGUGCGUAGCGGUAAAAGUUGAUUUGGGAAUUGGGACAAAUAUUAAAACCGUCGUCUUAAAUUAAGCUGAGACGGAUCAAAUAUCCAUAGUAUUUUAGAUAUCUGGAUCCGGAUAUCCGGAGUUAGGAUAUCCCGACUAAACUUCAAAUAAUCGCAGAUAUCCAGAUUUAAAAAAAAAAUUAAAAUAAAAACUAACAAAUUAAUAAUUUAUUUACUAUUUAAUUUUUUUUUUGUAAACAUAAUUGAAAAGUAUUGAAAUUUAAUAAAAUUAAAAUUUUAUAUAUUUAUAUUAAAUUUAUAUAUAAUAUACAUAUAUAUAUAAUUAUAUUUCUAAUAUUUUUAAAAUAUAUAAUAGGCCCGGAUUUGGAUCCGAGCCUGAAAUUUCACUAUCCGGAUCCGCCAAAUCUGUAUUCGGAUCUGUAUCCGGAUCCGUAAAAGUACUAUCCCGAUGCAGAUUUAAACUCCUGUAUAUCUGUUUUUCGAAGCGCAUCCUGAAUCCGACAAUAGAUAUCAGAUAUUAAUUUUCAUGCCUACUAUUUGGUGAGCAAAAAAAAUCAUACUUCAAAUUUUAACUAAAAAAAAUUAGUAUUCAAUACUAGAGGCGAACCUAGAAAAGUUAUUAAGUGGGUGCAUUUUUAAUAUUAAAAAAAUAUAUAUGCAAAAAGAUUUGUACAGCAUUUUUAAUAAUAAAAAAUACAUAUGCAAAAAGUUUUGUACUUGAGAUAUUAUGGGUGCAUAGGCUGAGCUUUACCACGUGAGCCAAUGUCCAUUGAAAUAUUAAUAUAUAUAUAUUUUUUUGUUAAGAAUGUAAAUAUUGUUUCACCAAAUGAAAGUUGAGAUCUACAAAAUAAGAUCGAUAAAAUGUAAGACUUGUAUAUUUGGUUCCACAAAAAAAAAGGGUAAAAACAUGCCACUACACUUGGUAACGUAGCUUCGCCUCAGUAGUCAGUACUGUCGUUUGAGAGAAUAGCUGGGUUUCGUCCUGACACCACCAUCGGUUAACAAGAAAAAUUAUGCUAGAAAUUGUAGUAGAAAUAUAGCAUGCACGUAUCAGGUAUUAACCACUUUCUUUCUAAUUCAAAAGGGACUAACGUGAUGUUUUUCUUUUGUUAAGGACUAACAUUUUGAUCUUUAGUAAUCAAUGUAGUAAUACAAAAACAAAGCGGAGAAAAAGGAGGACGAUACAACAAAAACGAGUUCAACUUUUCGGCGAGUCGCUGGCCACAACGCAAAGCAAAUGUAGUAAUACAGAAACAAGUCGCUGGUGACUGGUCUGAUAAACAUGCUUUCAUCCUAGUCUUUUUUUGGGCUGCUGCCACUGGUUGCCAGUGACUAUUUAUUGAGCCCAUUGGGCCUAAAGGAUGAGAGCUAUUUAUGGAGCUCCAUUAACCUGUUAAAGCUCGAUGCAAUAUAUUAUUAGCAGGGGCUAGUUUUAUUAGUUUUGAUGAAUAAAUAAGUAGCAUUUUAGCCGAACUUCAAAAAUAGUUGCCAAAUUCACGAACCCAUUUUGAUUGGGAUAGUCUCACUUAUAUAUUCUAAGUUUCUAACUCAUUUCACGAAGUUUCACAGACUUUCAACAUAAAGUAUGUCUUUCAACACAAGAUGAUAUUAAAAAUGGAGUGAAUUAAUUGAUCUACAAAUUUACACUUAUAAAACGGAUUGAAUCAGUCCAAACCAAUCUAAAGUAAUGUCGAUUUUAGAUCAGAUCAUUUGGAUUAGGUUUGGGUUUGUUCUCUUAUGAAUGCAAUAUAUAAAACACACGAUAAUCACAUACUAAAAUUUCUCAUGUAUUUAUUUUACAAAAGAAUUUGCCUUGCCCCAAAGGGUCUAGCAUCAGCAAAGGAAUGGAACUUGGCUCAACAAAAACCCACAGCACUUACCUCACAUCAACAGCCUGAGACAGAGACGACAUCAGCCCCGACGAGCCACCAACUUCGAACGACGGUUACAUGUAACACAGAUGCGGCGUGGGAUAAAGACAGGAAGAAAGCUGGACUAGCAUGGACUCUCUCUGGGUCCUCCCUUCCAAUCACGAUGAAAGGCACCCUUGUGAAGGAUUUCAUCGGAUCACCUCUUGUGGCAGAAGCCCUGGCGGUGAGAGAAGCUCUAUCAAAGGCAGUAGAACUCGAGAUCUCCGAUCUUAAAGUCUACACCGACUGCACAACGCUCCUUGGAGCAAUCAACGGUUUAUCGCAGAGAAAAGAGAUUAUUGGUAUCGUUUCUGACAUCAGAUCAAUCUCAACUGCUUUCGCCUCUAUCUCCUUUUUUCAUGUUCCAAGAUCGAAAAAUAUUAUCUGCGAUCAGUUAGCUAAAGCGUCUCUCCGUUUGUCUGUAAUGAAUAUGGGCCAGGCCCAUUAAACCUUUUUCAGCAUUACUUAAUAUAAUUUCAGUGACAAAAAAAAAAAAAAAA